AUGACGAAUCCAUCCACUCUAGGCCCCCCUGCUCAGGGCCCCAUAUUUGUCGCACCUCCAAGAGAUCUCUAUCCUGCCCACCAGGUCCGAGCUUUUGAUGACACUGGUGCGGCCCCCCGCCCUCACAUAGCUCCAGACCCGUUCCACGGGACUCCAAGGACUAUCUCUGCACAGCCAGUGCCAAUGGAAGGUGCCAGGCAGUGCCAGGCUCCAUCGCUCAUGGAUGUUGACCCACGUUCGAGUCCUACUGAGUCAGGAACAGCCUUAGUGCCAGUGCCAAGGCCAGACUUGAGUCUUCCUCCUGGAGCUCCAAGUCCCGGUUGCUCUCCCUCUGCUGCCUUGGCCCAACUACCCAUGCUGGCAGUCAAGGAAGAGCCAAUUCCAAUAGAAUCCCCCAGGACACCCAUAACUAUAGUGGACACUCCACCAAUGGUGCGGCCUCGCCAGCCGCCCCAGAGUUGGUCCUCCCCACGGGUAAGCCCAUCCCGAAUACCAUUACCUCAUCCAAUCCCCAUCCAUCAGCAGCUAACCUGUCCCAGAGUAAUGACAAUGCCGAAUCCUAUUUGGCCGAAGAACUCAGGGAACCAAGCCAUGCAGCGCAUAGGGACGAGUGCCAAGGCCCCAGUUGUUGCAGCAGCUGGAGCAGAUGCCCCUUCGGAAUCUUCAAAGGGCUUGGAUCCUCUAAGGCCCCCCAUGGCAUCGUCAAACCAACCUUGGAGAGGUCGAAGGAAGAAGGGAAAAGGACGUCGAGAUUUUCCAAAACCUUACGAGAGCCAAUAG
This is a messenger RNA of Macrobrachium nipponense, 780 nucleotides long. RefSeq lists its product as uncharacterized. The transcript has 2 exons. Lineage: Eukaryota; Metazoa; Arthropoda; Malacostraca; Decapoda; Palaemonidae. The record is from RefSeq and is a predicted model, not a curated record. The coding region runs from base 1 to 780 and encodes 259 amino acids.